Molecule: messenger RNA, 1086 nt
Organism: Colossoma macropomum (tambaqui)
Lineage: Eukaryota; Metazoa; Chordata; Actinopteri; Characiformes; Serrasalmidae
Gene: her12
Product: hairy-related 12
Exons: 2
Coding region: 40-537 (165 amino acids)
Biological process (GO): regulation of neurogenesis; anterior/posterior pattern specification; regulation of transcription by RNA polymerase II
Cellular component (GO): nucleus
Molecular function (GO): RNA polymerase II cis-regulatory region sequence-specific DNA binding; protein dimerization activity; DNA-binding transcription factor activity, RNA polymerase II-specific
Source: RefSeq, a predicted model, not a curated record
UUCUGCAGCCCAAGAGAAACAAAUUCCAAGAUAAAUAAGAUGGCUCCACACUCAGCUACUCUCUCCACCUUUGACCACCUGAGAUUCAGCGAUAAGGACAGAUUAAAGCUGAGAAAGCCAAUUGUUGAGAAGAUGCGCAGGGACCGCAUCAACAGCUGCAUCGACCAGCUCAAGAAGCUGCUGGAGAAGGAGCUCCACAGCCAAGACCCCAGCACCAAGCUGGAGAAAGCCGACAUCCUGGAGAUGACUGUCAGCUUCUUGAAACAGCAGCAGAGGCUGCCGGCCGUGCUGGCCCAGAGGGACUAUAACGAAGGCUACUCGCACUGCUGGAGGGAGUCUCUGCACUUCCUUAACGUCCAUUCAAGCAGAGGACGACCAGCCCAGGAACUCCAGCAGCUCCACCAAGCUCAGAGGGCCAGCACAGAGCUCAGCUGCAGCCCACCUUCACCCAGCACCAGCUCUACCUCCAGCUCCAAGCACAGUCUAACCGCUCAGCAGCAGCUGCAGCCUGGCAGGCCUGUCUGGAGGCCCUGGUAAAGAACUGAAAGAAAGACUGUUGAAACCUGAGGAACAGUGAUGUUCAUGUGCCUCACUAAAGUAGGAAAUAUUCAUUCCAGAAUUUAAGAUUGACAUGUUUUGUCAUCAUAUUGAUUGGCAAAAGCUUGACAUGAACAUUUGUGGGCAGUUUUUUUGCCAGUGAGAAGAAAGGCUUUAAUAAUAACUCUGGCCUUAUUAGUUCUGUAAUAAUGGCUCUUAAUGGGAUAUUGAACACGUAUCAUUUUUCUAAUGUUUUUAACUUCUGUUAGAGCAAAUGGUUUGUACUGUGUGAUGUCUGUAUAAAUGGCUAAUGUUGACUCCAGUGGAGUAUUUAUGGUAUACAAAUCAGAUCUAUGAAUUUGUGUUGUAUUUACAAGUGUUGCAGAGAAGAUUUCUCUGUUUGUGUUGAGAAUUCAGCACAGUAUAUUCAGUAUGGAUUGAGGUAACCUUUGAUAAAGGCACCAGUCCAUUAUGUGAGCGUGCAUAUGGUACUUAAUGUAUUUUGUGUUUUGAUGUGAUUGAUUUUGUAAAACCAAGCUCUUGAACACU